CGGCGGAAGCUGGUGUUCUCCGGGAGCAUCUUGACCGCAUGCGCAGAAGGACCGCGCAUCACAGCAGCAGCAUCUGGACCCAACCGGACCGGACGUCGGCGGUGGAGGACAGGUGCGUGGUCACGUGCUCUGGCCGCCAUGGCGCAGGAGACCCGGGUCAUCUACCACCUGGAGGAGCAGGACACCCCCUACCUGAUCCGGCUCGGCGUGCCCGCGCACAGCGUCACUCUGGGCGACUUCAAGCACGCGCUGAACAAGCCCAACUCCAAGUUCUACUUCAAGUCCGUGGACGACGACUUCGGGGUGGUGAAGGAGGAGAUCAGCAGCGACGACGCUCUGCUGCCCUGUGUGAACGGACGGGUGGUGUGCUGGGUGGUGUCAGCUGACAGCUGUUUGGAUUUUCGGGGCUCAGACCUGCAGUCGUUGGCCACGCCCUCCAGCCUCGCCCCUCCCCCUAUAGAAAGGACGGGGGGUAUUGGAGACUCCAGACCGCCGUCGUUCCACGCCGCCGCGCUCAGCCAGGACGACCUGCAGCCGUCGGAGUGUCGUUCUGCUCUACGGCCACCGGGGGAGCUGCAGUGGAGCCACGAGGGCGAGCGAGGUGGGUCUCUGAACAGUCAUGACCGCCACCCCCCAGAGCAGCUGGAGGCGGGACCAACGGGUGGAGGGGGCGGGUCCAACCGACAGAGCAGCGAGCUGGAGAGCAGCAGCCUGUGCUCGUCUGAGGAGGACUCCAGAGAGAGGUUCAGUCGAUCAACAGAACCCAGCGGCUCCUCACCACGACUUAUUCGGCGACACCGGCGGCGCCACCGAGCACUACGGAUGGAGAGGUCUGCAUCUUUCAGCAGCGUCACCGACUCCACCAUGUCGCUCAACAUCGUCACCGUCACGCUGGACAUGGAGAAGUACAACUUCCUGGGAAUCAGCAUCGUGGGUCAGAGUAACGACAGAGGAGACGGAGGCAUUUACAUCGGCUCCAUCAUGAAGGGCGGCGCCGUGGCGGGCGAUGGACGCGUAGAGCCCGGAGACAUGCUGCUGCAGGUGAACGACAUCAACUUUGAGAACAUGAGUAACGACGACGCCGUCCGACUGCUGAGGGAGGUCGUCCAUCAGCCGGGGUCAGUGACGCUGACUGUGGCGAAGUGUUGGGACCCCAGCCCCCGCAGCUGCUUCACUCUACCGCGGAGUGAGCCGGUGCGGCCCAUCGACCCCGCUGCCUGGGUCUCUCAUACCGCCGCCAUGACCGGCAGCCUCCCCCCCCACUACGCGGUGCACGAGGAGACCCAGCUGAACAUCCACAGCGACAUGAUGGCGGUAGUCAAGGCGAUGGCCAAUCCUGAGUCUGGCCUGGAGGUCCGAGACCGGAUGUGGCUGAAGGUCACCAUCCCCAACGCCUUCAUCGGUUCUGACGUGGUGGACUGGGUCCACGCCAACGUGGAUGGCCUGAAUGACCGCCGGGAGGCCCGAAAGUAUGCCAGCAACCUGCUAAAGGCCGGAUUCAUUCGCCACACCGUCAGCAAGAUCACCUUCUCAGAGCAGUGCUACUACGUCUUCGGAGACCUGUGUGGAGAUCUGGCCGCCAUGUCUCUGCUCGACCACGAAGACGCCCCCAGCGGAGGGGGGCGGUCUGACUGCGGGCCGCCAUCGUACCAGAACGCCGUUCCUCACCCCUACAGCACCCCUCCUCCCCUCCACCUGCUGCUGGCCUGCGGGGGAGGGGGGGAGAGCCAGCUCAGUAACGAGAGCCGCAGCAGCCGGUCGGACGCCAGCGGCGCUCAGAGGGAGGACGGGGGAGGGGUGAACCCACCUGAGCACCACAGACGGGACGGUAGCCCCCCCACUGCUGAGAACGGCCUCCAGCCGCCGCCCCCCCUGCAGCCCGAGGUCCUGCGGCAGUCCUUCCGUCUGGCCAUGGGAAACCCCAGCGACCUGUUCGUAGAUGUCAUGUGACCACAGUCACCUGAGGAACACCUGUACAGAUCUGUCAUAAACAAUAAAAAUCUGACGUCA
Oryzias melastigma (Indian medaka) is the source of this 2010-nucleotide messenger RNA. Its product is annotated as segment polarity protein dishevelled homolog DVL-3. Gene Ontology annotation, molecular function: frizzled binding. Gene Ontology annotation, biological process: intracellular signal transduction; canonical Wnt signaling pathway. Gene Ontology annotation, cellular component: cytosol. The transcript is spliced from 15 exons. The coding region runs from base 139 to 1950 and encodes 603 amino acids. NCBI's taxonomy places the organism in Eukaryota, Metazoa, Chordata, Actinopteri, Beloniformes, Adrianichthyidae. The record is from RefSeq and is a predicted model, not a curated record.